Messenger RNA from Parnassius apollo (apollo), 927 nucleotides. NCBI's taxonomy places the organism in Eukaryota, Metazoa, Arthropoda, Insecta, Lepidoptera, Papilionidae. The record is from the annotation of a GenBank genome assembly.
AUGAGUGGGUUUAAAGCUUCUGGUGUAUGGCCUUUGAAUGCUGAUAUUUUCCAAGACUCCGACUUUGCGCCAUCUUAUGUUACUGAUCUUCCAGAUCCUACACUAGAGCCAGAUGACGUAAAUGUCACAGAUAAUAUAUCUUUGAAUCUUGAAAAUCCAGAACUAUUAGAUUCUGUCCCUGAAGUAGAUAUAAGCACCACGGAAAUUAUAAGCCAAAUCGAAACUGCAAACGAGCCAACUCCGAGUUGCUCCGGUCUACAAAAAACUUUCUCGCCAUCGAAGAUUAGACCUUUACCAAAGGCGCCACCAAGAAAAACCAAUACAAAUAGCAGACGCAAAAGAAAAUCUACAGUAUUGACGGACACUCCUGAAAAGGAAGCUUUACAAAAGGAAUAUGAGGAAAAGAUGAAGAAAAAACAGAAAAAAGAUGACAAAAUUAAAGGAAAAGUGAAAGGAAAGGGGAAGGGGAAGGGAAAAGCCAAAGGAAUUGAAAAAUUAUGUUUGUGUGCAUUGUGUCUCCCUCCUCUAAUAAAAUACAAUGUAUUGCAUCAUUUUGUGGAGAAUACUAACAGAGUUCUAGAAAGUCUCGAUAAGUGUGCUAUUUUCGGUGAUUUUAACCUUAAUUCCAUCAACUGGAUUGAUGAGACUGGUAAUUUAAUUACAACACCUCAGUUCAUGGGCUUUAGAAUUGAACAGCUACUUAAGAAAUUUAUUGAAUUUAAAGGUUUAAAACAGUAUAAUCAUCUAGUCAAUUCAAACAACCGCGUCUUGGGCCUAGUGCUAUCUAAUUUAGACAAGAUUAAGGUGUGGUUAGAAGACGUACUGUCUAUGAUCGACCUGCAUCAUCCAAAUAUGCUAUGUAACAUUCCGAUUAAAUUUGCUAUUAGUGUUAAAUACUGCGCACCUAAGACUAAAUUGAUUUUAUAA